Messenger RNA from Aureobasidium musti, 405 nucleotides. The record is from the annotation of a GenBank genome assembly. Lineage: Eukaryota; Fungi; Ascomycota; Dothideomycetes; Dothideales; Saccotheciaceae.
AUGUCUGGAUUCAUUCGUGACGCCGAGCAGGCCUUCGAGGGCGGUAACAACAACCAGCAAGACAGCAGCUUCGGCAACCAGGGAGGAAACUUCGACAACAGCAACCAGGGCGGAUUCGACAGUGGAAACCAGGGUGGCUUUGACAAUGGCAACCAGGGUGGAAACUUCGACAGCUCCAACCAGGGCGGCAACUUCGACAACAGCAACCAGGGCGGCAACUUUGAUAGCAACAACAACAGCAGCAACAAGAGCGGCGGUGGCUUCGAGAACACCCUCAAGACAGGUGGUGAAGACGCUAUGCUGAACAGUGCGGCCAACAGCUUCAUGACCAAGGAAGGCGUUCCCCAGGGUGCUGAUGGAGCCAUCGACGGCUUCAUGGACCAAGAGGCCAACAAGUUCAUGUAA